This is a messenger RNA of Rhododendron vialii, 2475 nucleotides long. RefSeq lists its product as uncharacterized. The record is from RefSeq and is a predicted model, not a curated record. NCBI's taxonomy places the organism in Eukaryota, Viridiplantae, Streptophyta, Magnoliopsida, Ericales, Ericaceae. The transcript has 3 exons. The coding region runs from base 264 to 2237 and encodes 657 amino acids.
UUACAAGAUACUGAUCCAACUGGUGGCAACUGGCAAGUUACGCACAUGAGCCCUUGUGAAGCUCGCAGCUCCAACGGUCAAAAAAUCGAGGGUUUAAAAAUUUCAAGCAGGUAUAUAACGCCAUCGCCAACGGUCCUCUGGUUAGUGCCUUCCGCUCCCUGUUGCAUUCUCUCUCCCUUCCAAACCAAUCAAAGAGAGAGAAAGAAAAACUACAGUAAUCUGAAUCGCAAAUUGCCAUUCAAGAAGACGAGAUUCCAAAGAAAAUGGACGAUUCUGAUAAGGGUUUGUUCUCCUCCUCGACAGCGACUAUCAAGCCCUCUGCGAUUCCGAAAUUCUUAGCAACUGAUGCAGGACGACCGGAUGAGAAUACCCAAAACUGUGAUAAAAUGGUUUCAAAGAUGCACAGUUUGCUAAAGAAAUCACCAAUCAAACACUUCAUGUCACCCACCGUAUCUGCAGCCUCCAAGGCUUCUGCUCCAAGAAAUAAAGUCUUGGUCGAGAGAAAUGAAGCUCUGAAUUCCACCCAAACCCAUCACAAUAACACCACAAAUCUUUAUUCAAAAAUUUCUCCUUUGUGUAGUACUGAUAGUUCUGUCUCGAACCGGGUAACCCCAGUACAACGUAGGGGUUCUGAGUCUGAUGAUGAUGAACAGAACACUUGUGUAUCCGAUUCAUCUUUGGCUUAUGAUCCCUUGACAAAUUAUCUCUCCCCAAGGCCUAAGUUCCUCAGGUACAAGCCAGACCGGCGUCGCGAGAUCUUUCUUGGUGAAGAAAAUGAGAUUGGGAAAGAAAAUGUUGCGUCUGGUGUCAAAUCACAUGUUCGUUUAGAUUCCCAGAGGGGUUUUGUGAAACAAGAAGAUGGAGAAAACAUGACUGGGAAUGAACAAGAUGAAGGGUCUGGUGUCAAAUCAAGUGCUUGUUUAGCUUCUCAGAGAAACAUUUCUAAGGAAGAGAAGGUUCCAUCUUCUGAAGAAGGUAUUGUGGACCAAAAAGAUGAAAAGAUAAACGAACUGAAUGGAGAUCAUCAGGAGGAUGAUUCUGAUGAGGAAAUUGAAGAGUUAGAAAAGGAGAAUUAUUCAGUUUUGAAAAAUGUGAUGGAAUUUCUACUUGUAAUUGGUAUUCUUUUCUUAUCUACCAUUUAUAUUUGUUCCAUGAACUCUCCUUCGCCUUCACUGACCUCACAAGCCUUGGGGCAUCUCAAAUAUGGGUACCACAGAAUUCAGAAUUACACUUCAGAAGUCGAUUUCCUUGAAGGUAGAAGUCUAUCAUUUGUUCAAACAGAAGGGAUGCAAUAUAAUAGUAGUGUUGGUUUUGAAGAGGAAGCGAAAACUGAAGGAAACAUCAAGGGAUUGGUGGAAAGUGCUGAUAAGUUGGUUGAAGUGGUAGAUGUGGAAAUAACUGUUGGUUUUCCUCCGGAAGAAAAUGCAGAAAGUGAAGAAGUUCUUGAUCAAUUGAAGGGGAUUGAACUCUCAAAAACUACAGAGAAGUCUGAAUAUGUGCAAGUGGAAGUAGAGGACAAAGCUGAAACAAUUAAAGUAGUUUUCGACGAUGGAGUUGAAAAGGAAGUGGUUGAAAUCAAAAUGGAGGAGAGGGUCGAAGAAGGCCUUACCAAAAAUGCAGAUGGUAUUUCUAAAGGAGAGGUUGAUUUAGUCAUGGAAUUUUUAUUGGUUCUUGUGAUGGCAGCAUUGUCUCUAUUGGGAUUUCAUUUUUGGCGAAAGAAAACCUCUUUGUCCAUAGAAAAACCUCUUUCUGAAUCUAUCUUAGCAGACAAAACCACCUCAGUAGGUCCAGUAGUAAUUCCAUAUGUGGAAGAAGAACAUGUUGAGAAAGUCGAGUCUUUUGUGAAUCCUUCUUCAUCUUUGCUUCGCUCAACGGAGGAAGAGUUUUACCAAAUCCGAGCACCAACGGUGGAGUUGCUUGGAGAAUUUGUGGUUGGAGAGGUUAGCAGUUCUAUUAAGAGUUGUGGCAUGAAAAGUAAGAUGAUGGAAGUUGAAGUGAGCACCAGUUCUAUUUUCCAAGAGAAGGGGACAGGGAGCAAGGCCCAUGUUUUUUCUAGUCCAGUGAAGCCAUCUGCAUCGGAGUUCUCUACUAUGAAUUCUCCUUCAUAUGGAAGCUUUACUGCUCAGAAGAAGAUUUCAAAAAAGGAGGAGGGCACAGAAGGAGAGGUGAAGUCGGCGGCUGCAACUACAGUGAGGCGAUCUAGCAGACUCCGUAGCCGUGCGGUAAUGUCCCCAUGAGUCUUCAAGACUAGCUAACCCCCUUGGAUUAUUUGGAAACUUUCCAAAAUUUGAAGCAUAAUCAUCCUGUGUUUGUACCUAAUUUGUCCACCUACCUUCCACUCUGUGCUAAUUAGGAAGACUGAAGGGGAGGGUUGUCUACAAUCUUCUGUGAUCUCAUGUAGGAACUGAAUUUGAAUUUUUAUGAAACGAUGCAGAAUUCCCAUUGAGGAGCCUCUCACAUUGAGGAGUUGCAUUU